AGAGGGAAAGUCCAGACACACAGCGGACUGGAGUAGCGAUCACAGCGGACGUUCACUGACGGAGUCUCCUCCUGAACCGAAAGAUACGAUGGCUUCAUCUUCAGAAUCUGCAUACUUCACCCAGCAUGAAAUCAAUGAACUGCAGACUACAUAUGAGCAGGGUGAGCUGAGCAAGUUUACGACACAGAUGGAGAAGAAAUUGAACGAUAUAAAAAAUGCAGAGCUUAACAUCGCUGUGACAGGAAAUUCGGGUGCAGGUAAAUCCACCUUCAUCAACGCCAUGAGGGGGCUGCGGGGCUGCGAUGAGGGUGCAGCUAAAAUCGGGAACAUUGAAACCACAAUGGAGCAAACUCCAUACAAACAUUCCACCUUCCCUAAUGUUUGCUUCUGGGACCUGCCGGGAGUUGGAACAACAAAGUUUCCAAUGAAGGUUUACGUGAGCAGAAUGGGAUUUACUACAUACGAUUUUUUCAUAAUAAUCUCACAGAAUCGAUUCACCGAAAACGAUGCAAAGGUCAUCGAGGAGAUCAAAAACUUGGGGAAGAAGUUCUACUUUUUACGAAGUCAAAUUGACAAUGACCUCAAUACUUUGGAACAGCAGGGUAUAGAUUUUGACAGAAUGACGGAACUUGCUGAGAUGAAACAAGACAUAAGUCGCAGAUUGAUGGCAGCGGGGAUUUCAGACCCCAUUAUUUUCCUGAUAUCAAACUUUUCCUUAAAUGAGUUUGAUUUUCCUCAGUUAAAGGAAACGCUUUUAAAUAAUCUCGACGGAAUAAAGAAAGAUAUUUUAUUGAUGUCACUUCCAAGCACAACAGUGAAGAUUGUGGAGAUGAAAUGAGCCCAGUUGAAGAAACGUAUCUGGAUGUUGGCAACAGUCUCAGGAGCUGUGGGAGCGGUGCCUGUUCCCGGAUUGUCUGUCGCCGUUGACCUCGGGAUAAUAGUCGCUGCAAUAAUAGGUUUCCGCAAAAGCCUUGG
Messenger RNA from Amblyraja radiata (thorny skate), 975 nucleotides. Its product is annotated as T-cell-specific guanine nucleotide triphosphate-binding protein 2-like. Gene Ontology annotation, molecular function: GTP binding; GTPase activity. The transcript is spliced from 2 exons. The record is from RefSeq and is a predicted model, not a curated record. The coding region runs from base 89 to 838 and encodes 249 amino acids. Gene Ontology annotation, biological process: cellular response to interferon-beta; autophagosome assembly; innate immune response. Lineage: Eukaryota; Metazoa; Chordata; Chondrichthyes; Rajiformes; Rajidae. Gene Ontology annotation, cellular component: endoplasmic reticulum membrane.